This is a messenger RNA of Fusarium venenatum, 897 nucleotides long. RefSeq lists its product as uncharacterized. The record is from RefSeq and is a predicted model, not a curated record. NCBI's taxonomy places the organism in Eukaryota, Fungi, Ascomycota, Sordariomycetes, Hypocreales, Nectriaceae.
AUGGCGAGCUGCGCCAACUGCGGCAAGGAUGCAUCUUUGAGAUGUAUUGGAUGUAUGGACACUCCCGAGUAUCACGAUGGAGAUUCUGUCGGCGUUUUCUACGGCGGCCACGAGUGCCAAACGGCUGAUUGGGCCAAGCACAAGAAGAGCUCCAAGCUUCUCAAGGCGACACUCUUGUCCUACAAGGAGGUUUUUUUCCACUGGGACCUGACAGAGAUCGAGCCUCACAACGACGCUCUAAUUCUCAAGCAUGACAACAGGCGUCCAAGCUGGGAGAAGCCCGUCAAUUUCACAGACCAUCUUACAACCAACAUCGAGCACAAAGAAGCUGCUCUGCUCAAGCGCGAGGCCCUCCACUCGCUGUCGAUUCUUGGUCCGAUGACUAGAAAACUGGUCAAAUGUCUUGUCUCCCGUCUUGAGAUCGUUUAUGUCCAAAUCACGAACCCACCCUACCCUGCUAUAAUGGACCCUCCCGACGCGGCCUUCUUUGACAUGUUAAAACCAGGCGUCCAUAUAGUUGUACUGGCGACUCUGCGAGGUUCUGACGAAAAAUGGGUUAUUGAUAUCACAGGAUGUCAGUUUGGUUUCAAAGAUGUUCUGUUUCCUCUCGAGAAGUACAUCACCGAGACAAACUGCAAUGUCGAAUGGCCAGCUUCGCCUUACUUUCACAGUGAAAUCACUGAUCAACAGGAAAUCAUUGCCUUGGGUGGUAUGCCGCCACCAGAGCCCAUGGCCGACAUCCUCAGGAUUACGCGGUACCGUCUACACUUUGCAGCGCUGGUCAAGGCACGUGUCAACAACAACUUAAUCGUGGGUUCGGAUGCUGAGUUUGACAUCAGGAUGGGUGAAUUCUCGGAAAACGCGAAGACACACAUGUCCGUCUGUCAAUCCUACUAG